AUGCGUGUGAAGAAGUUAGAGAAUGAAAAUCAAGAGUUGGUGAAAAAGAUUGAUGCUGAUCAAUCAGAAAUUGAUAUCUUGAAGGUUAAAGUUGCUGAACUUGAAGAAGAAAAGGCUAGACGUGAUGAACAGAAUGAAUACUUUAAGUUGAAGAACAAAGAAUUUGAAGCAGCCAAAGCAUUAAGAGAUCACGAGUUCUAUAUGCUGAACAAAGUUGUUGAAAGCAUGCUUGGAACAUCGUUAGAACAAAAGUUUGAAGAGCUGCAGGUUGAAGAGCUCAGAGCUGAACGUCAAGCCAAAAUAGACGAGCAAAUGAAAGACAAAGGUAAGGGAGUUGAAGGUAGUUCAGCUGUGACUGAAAGAUCGAUAGUACCUUCUAUGGUGGUUGAUAAUCCUGGACCUAUCACUGCAAUAUCUGGUUUGUUUGAGGAGGAAACACAUCUUGAAGAGUUGAUGGAUGAUGAUGAUGAUGAUGAUGAUGAUGACGACGCUGCAGGUGGUACAGGUUUGAAAGUAAAUGAAGAAUCAGGGGAAGCAAGUGGAAAGGGGGAGUCUAGUAAAACUCCGAUCGUUGAACAUACGGAAAAGUUAAUCUUGGGAUUAGAUGUUUACAGAGAAAUGAUGCAUACUGUGGAUCCGGAGUUCAAGUUUGAUUUUGAAGAAGAUUUGGAGUCUUUUGAUAUCAAUCAACAGCCUGAAUACACGUAUAAGUAUGUUGAAGAGGCUGAUAAGUAUGAUCGAGUUGAGAUUGAAGAUUGGACGGAUGAUGAAGAUGUAGUUGAAGAUACUUCUAAGUUUCCUACACUGAUGGAGUUCUUUGCUGAGGAAAAUAGAGAAGAAUUAAGAUAA
This is a messenger RNA of Helianthus annuus (common sunflower), 849 nucleotides long. RefSeq lists its product as uncharacterized. The transcript is spliced from 3 exons. NCBI's taxonomy places the organism in Eukaryota, Viridiplantae, Streptophyta, Magnoliopsida, Asterales, Asteraceae. Bases 1 to 849 code for a protein of 282 amino acids. The record is from RefSeq and is a predicted model, not a curated record.